Messenger RNA from Bombina bombina (fire-bellied toad), 2460 nucleotides. It is a transcript of the gene PRR35, whose product is annotated as proline rich 35. The transcript has 2 exons. Lineage: Eukaryota; Metazoa; Chordata; Amphibia; Anura; Bombinatoridae. The record is from RefSeq and is a predicted model, not a curated record. The coding region runs from base 1 to 2130 and encodes 709 amino acids.
AUGUCUAAAGAUGACGAUGGCAGUUGUAAGUUGGCAUCAGUUUGCAAAAAUAAAGAGCGUAAGCCUAAAAAACCCCAUUAUAUCCCUCGACCCUGGGGGAAACCAUAUAAUUAUAAAUGUUUUCAGUGUCCAUUUACCUGUAUGGAAAAAUCCCACCUGUACAACCACAUGAAGUACAGCUUAUGCAAGAAUUCAUUGUCCUUGCUCAUAGAGUCAGACUGGCCUUACAAGAAGAGUAAUUUUCUCAUCCCUGAAAUGCACCUAUUACAGGACCCAUCGCAAGAUGGGGUUCUAGAUAGACAAGAGGCUUGUGAUUCCACUGGUUCUAAUAUAUCAAGGGUCAAGCAAGCUGGAGAGAAAGGUACAUCAGAGGUUUCAAAGUUCCUGGAGGAAGAUGAGGAAAGAGAAGAAGAGGAGGAGGAAGCUGUAGACAGAGGGCGGAAGGAGAAGGGGGGAGGUGUCUUGACUCAGCAAGUCAGCACAGGAAAGAGUGAGUCUAAAGGUUCCAUAUUGGGGUUGAAAGGAAAGCUGGAGAAGGCAAACAAAGAUGGGGAGCCAGAGUUCAUCAUAACGGAUGUGUUCUCUUUGGAGGGACAGUGUGAAAAGGAAAGAGAAGAGCAAAAGCUUGCCAAGGCCUCCAGGAAGACUUUAGGCAAUAUUGGAGGGGUGCAAGCUGAACAGUGGAAGGUGCUAAAUAAUACACUUAAGAAAGGAGGAGCAGAUAUGACAGCAGGGUGUACUGGAGCUAAUAUCAUUCCUUGCUACCCACCACCAUCAUACACAGAAUACCAAGAACACCAGGGUCUGUCACUGCUGGGUAUCAACUACCCUUUGAACACAAACUUGUUUUCCUACAUAAGCCCUACGAUGACUGGGGGCUCAGCGCAGGUACCUUUCUUAGCCUCCACGGCCCAACUCAUGCACCCGGCACACUCUUCUCACUUUCAAGCUCUGCAAAAUUCAGAAAGAUCAUCUUUUCUCCCCAGAUUCUACUACCCACUGCUUUUUGAACACGCAUUUAAUACAGCCGAAGGCAAAGUGGCUUCAGUAAAACCAGUGAGCCAGAUUCAACCAGGGCUCACUCCCUUCAUAGCAACCCCAAAUGUCAAAAUGCCAGCAGAGACCUUAAAAAGCUGUGUCCACAAAACCCCAGAAAUGAAAAGCACACAUUCAUGGGGAUCUGGGGACAAGUUUUCAAAACAAACACAUUCUCAAUCCAAGCUGAUGCAGAAACGAGAUGAUAAAUGGCCAACUCAGUCAGUGAGAGAAACAAACCAGCAGCAGAAAUUACCAAGCGGGUAUGGGAUACCAGCGCCUAGCACAAGUGAAGAAUCACUAGAAUCAAUACCUCCAAAGGAGAUUGGUAAUGAGACACUCUGGACUGAUGGAAGAUCUGCUAGAUGCAUAAAGAGAAAACAUUGGUUGGGGAGUGAUGGACCAGAAGUGAUGACGGAGCAGACAGCGUCACUUGAUGACAGAGACAGGACACUCCAGAGCAGAUCCUCCUCUCCCCUCUUGACAUCCCCUGUUCCUUGGUGCGAAACAUCCCCUUUGUUGGCCAUUGCCUGCAAGAGGAGGAGAAGGUCAGAGCACUCCACAGACAAUACAGAACCAGCAGUUGAAGACACCUCACAUCUCAUUGAGGAUCUCACAAGGACACUAGAUCAGUAUGGUAAAGUGGAGAAGAGCCUGGCAAACCUGGGAUCUGGGGACAACAGUCAGCAAAAGGCUCUGGGUGAGCAACUGGGAAAAAUACGUCUUGAGCUUCUUCAUAUCCACCAUGAACUUGAGAAAGCUUCUUGCCCACAUGAAGGACCACUGGACCUCUCCAUUAAACGAGCAGAGGAUGUGGACAAAACUGAACAAAGGAAGACUCCACCAGAUCAUAAUCCUGUUCUCCUGCUACCCAACUGCCAACUCAAGCCAUUGGUGAAAGUGGAACUGUUACCCCCAGAGUUGGCAUCCUGCUAUGCACGGCCAACUAAGUGUGAAGCUGACUCCAGUGUACUUCUUUGCCCAGAUGGCAGGGUAGGAGGAACUGGGUUACAAUUGCAAAUACCCAAUCAGGAGGAAGGCAGUAGUAUUGCUGUAGGACUUGGAAGAGUUGGACAACAGGUAGAAGGUGUGUGAAGUCUCAAAACUUUCCUUCCCUUAAUGAUAUUCCACCCAAUAACAUUAAAUUAACCUGUUUCUUCUAAUGACUUAAUGGGAUUUGCAAAGUUUUGUAGACCCCAUUUUAUAUUAAAAAAGUAAAUUCCAUUUUCUGCUAAGCUCCUCUUCAAGCCUUCUAUGCCCCUGUGCCAAACAACUGCAGACUAUUUGGUUUAAUAACAGAUCUGUAUCAUUAUGAAAAGUUUUUUGGAGACCUUGUGAAGGAUCUACUGGAUAUUUGUCAAUACUAUAAAAAGUAACAUUACAUUGCACUUAGUCCAUGGAAAGACCCAUAAAGAACUUACCAAA